This is a messenger RNA of Strongylus vulgaris, 255 nucleotides long. NCBI's taxonomy places the organism in Eukaryota, Metazoa, Nematoda, Chromadorea, Rhabditida, Strongylidae. The record is from the annotation of a GenBank genome assembly.
AUGUCUGGCUUUCCCAAAGAUUACGUUUCUUUCAUGAUGCGCGUCUUGAAACUCAUGCAGCAUGAGUUUGCGGAAAUCAUGCGCAUUGAUAUGGAUUUCAAGCUUGUCAGUGAAGAGGAACAAGUCGUUAUUCCCGAUGCUGCACAAUAUGAUUCUGGAUCUGAAGUGGAGGAAGUUACCGUAGGGCAUGUGCAAGAGGUACUUGAACACGCUUUUCCUAAUGGACUUACUCUCCAAGUCAUGGCUGAUGCAUUG